AUCAAGACUCUCCUCCAAUGGAUUCAGCAGCGAGUUUAAUGUCUUCCUUACCCGAAACUUACUUUCAUUCUUGGUGCUAUCACAAUUUGAUUUUGAGUUGCCUGGUGACUUACCUCGAUCUAACAAUUGCAAUUUAACCGAAUGGUUCCAAGAAGUCAAGAGGGUGAAGGAUAUAAUAACUAAGAAUGAACUCAGCUCCUCCCCCUGGCAUAUUUUUCGGUCAAUUCUUCCCUUCACUCCAUCCUCAUCCCCACUUUUCAAGUCAUAUGGGCAUCUCUCUGAUCCCGUUCGAAUUUUCAGCAUCACUGGAGAAUCCUCUAGCCAUUCAAUCCCAUUAAGCGGGGAUACUCUUAAUGUUCAAAGGGUUAUGGAGGCGAAACUCGGCACGUUACCGAUAGAGGUUGGUAGAUUCGAGAUGGAUGAGACGAACAGGAUUGAUCACAAAGCUGAAUUUCUUGAUCCUGAUAUUCGUAAUGGUAUUGUGACCGCUGCAGCACUCUCACAAGAUGGCCGUUACAUCGCACUCGGCUUUGGAAACGGCGUUAUUGAAGUUGCUGACAUUGACCAUCAACACACCGUCGCUCAUUUUCGAUGUGACCCACCCAAUGUUCCAGCUUGGAUUGAAUUUAUCUGUGGCAGCCGCCGGAUUGUCACCGAAGAUAAUGAGGGAAACAUCACAAUCUUCAGCCAUGGUUCGCCGCCUGUGAAGGUCGGUACCCUCCCCAGUGGGCACCACCCCCCGGUUACUCUGGUUGCAGACAACGGCUCAUUCAUCAUACGAAUUCCUCGGAACAUUGACCGCAGUUGGUACGAAAACUUGGCGAUCUUAGAUGUUUCAAAUGAACCAACCAUCCACCCUCUUCCCCCUCCUCUUCCCCCUCGUUCCGCUUCUCGGGCCCUCAGGCCAGCCAUGCCUAGCCAUUGCACACUUGGACUCUCCCCCACAGGACAGUACGUCGUCGUCCAUGACGAGAAUAAUAUCUCUAUUUGGUCAACUGAGACGCACGAGUUGAUUCAUUGCGGCGAGUCUGGUUUCAUACUUCCCGUCUCCUACAACACAUACUCUCUUUCACAUCUUAUAAUCGAAACCCGAACGGAAAUCCCCUUGCACCUGGAGAAUGACAUCCCUCGUGUACAGAGCCUCGUGGCUGGGCAUGAUGCAGAUCGAUUGUGGCUAGAGCUACUAUUCUGCGAGCUCCCAUCAAGGCUCACACAGGCUGCGGAUAUGUGUCAGUCUCGUUAUAUCACCGUCCCCGACCCCAACCCCUACGACCCCGACCCUGACCCCCCCUUCGACCCCGGCAGUGUCCGCAGCCCCUACAUCCCUAGGCAAAGACGUGAGGCCAAAACACAGACGAUCUGGCUCAAUGGUAGACUCGAACUGCUUCUCCCACCAGAAUACCGCCCGAUCAUUCUUGACAAGCACCAGAUUAACGGUCAAGUAUGGUACGGGGAUCGAAUAUUGAGGAAUAAUGGCCUCUACCUUCCUUGCGCUAGCAAAGAUGGGACUCGGUUCUUGGUCCAAGGUCGUAUGCGAGCUCCGAUCGUUGUCGAUAUUAGCCAAGUUGUCUAGUUCUUUUGCGCUGCUCACUAUGAUGCUUUUUCCUUCGUUGUUUGUGUGUCGUUGUACAUGUGUAUUACUGUAUUUAUGUAAAAGUCAGGGACAGACGGGCACUGCAAUAUCAAUGAUCCUUCAUUUGACCCCAGCAAGAAGAGCUUGUUGGGCGCUCAGCUGGACAAGAUCAUAUGGAACCGUUAACCAUCAUGUUCGAUAGAUCUUACAUGGUCGUUAUGCCUCAUCCAGGGACUUUCCUGUUCCUGACGCUCCGGUCUGCAAGGUGAUUUUUUUCCCCUCGAAACCAGAGGUAGGGAUCCUGCCGAAAGCAGAGGAUAAUUUUAUCGUCACAACGCAGAUAUCGUGUUGCGAGGUGGCCUGCGGUCGACUGAGAAAGAA
Molecule: messenger RNA, 1954 nt
Organism: Cantharellus anzutake
Lineage: Eukaryota; Fungi; Basidiomycota; Agaricomycetes; Cantharellales; Hydnaceae
Exons: 2
Molecular function (GO): protein binding
Source: RefSeq, a predicted model, not a curated record